AUGGGAUCGUGCCUGCGCGCGGCUGAUUUCCGGUGCAGAGCCCAGCUCCCCAGGCUGUUUAGACCGGCGGCCUGCGGCGGCGGCGGGGCGAGGCCGGGCGCCGGAUCCAGCAUGCAGAGGGCGGGGCUCCUCACGCCGUUCCCCCUGAGGGCGCGGGCCACGGCCAGGACCUGCAUGGUCUCCAGCUUCGCCACGGAGUUGCUCGAGAUAAGAUCCAGGGAGCCUUCGCCGUCGCUCCACGUUCUGGUCGUCCCUGGCAAUCCAGGUAUUGUUGGAUUCUACAGGGACUUUGUCGAAGCCCUGUAUGAAAACCUCGGCGGGCAGGCAUCUGUUACGGCGAUAGGGCACAUUUCACAUGGGCAGAAGGAUUACGAGCACGGACGAUUGUUUUCAUUACACGAACAGAUUGAGCACAAGAUUGAUUUUCUUGAGCAAGAGCUUCUACAUACCGAACAGUCCAUAAUUGUGGUGGGUCAUUCUAUUGGCGCGUACAUAGGUCUGGAAAUAUGCAAAAGAUUUCAGAAGAAGGUAAUUUUUUUUGUGGGGCUUUAUCCAUUUUUGACAUUGAACAAGAAUGCUAUGAAGCAAUCAGCAAUUGGAUAUGUUGCAAGGUCAUCUCUCCUUAGUAAAGGGGUUAGUUUGUUAGUGUCUUUCAUCGGCUCACUCCAGGCUUCAGUUACGAGGAGCAUUGUGAAAAGGUUCCUUGGAUCUUCUUGGUCUACAGCAGCCAUUGAUGCUGGAUGUAGCCAUCUCUUGCAGUACCAUACGAUGCGCAAUGUGCUUUUCAUGGCAAAGACAGAGUUCGAAAAGCUUCACGAAGAGCCGGACUGGAAUUUCAUCAGAGCAAAACAGGACCAAAUUGCUUUUCUGUUCGGUGUGGAUGAUCACUGGGGUCCACUAACUCACUUGGAAGAGAUCUCAAGGCAUGCUCCAGGGGUUGCCUUGUCGGUCGAGAAAGAAGGUCAUACACACGGCUACUGCUGCACGGAGGCUGGAUCCUUCUGGGUUGCUGACUACGUCGCAAACUUGAUUAAAAACCAAAUGCUCGUCGGAGAUAGCUGA
Triticum turgidum subsp. durum (durum wheat) is the source of this 1062-nucleotide messenger RNA. The record is from the annotation of a GenBank genome assembly. Lineage: Eukaryota; Viridiplantae; Streptophyta; Magnoliopsida; Poales; Poaceae.